UCCCUUCCCUCUCAUUCCAGAGGAGGGAUGGCGCUGGAAAGCUGAAGAGUGCAGCCGGAGCCUACAGACUCUGACCUACAUUACCACCCUGAAGCCCCUUUAAAAGCCCCCUCUUGAGAGAUCUUUUGCGCUGCUCGGCCUUGGGACCCAACAUCCAGCACAGCAUGAAGCUUUUUGUUGUGCUUUGCCUCGCACUGUUUUGGGUGGCGCUCCAUCAUGGCUCUUGCCAGCAAGCCAAGAGAAGAAAGGAUUCAGGGGAAAAUCGAAUCAGACCGGGAGGGAAACGGGGGAAGAUGCGUCACCCCAAACUGAAGGAGGUAGGAGGGAGAGGUCACAGCCUCCUGACACAGGUAUUGGAAAAAGGCCGUUUCCUGCGUCUGGGCCAGAGCACCAUUCUGGCCCCCGGGAAUGACAUAGAGCUGCGCUGCAAAGGCUCCAACAUCGGGUGGUCUUAUCCCACAUACCUGGACACCUUCAACGACUCUCGGCUCAGCAUUAUACAGAGCGACAAGUACAGUCAGCUCAUCCUGACCUCGCCCUCAGCUGCUGACACUGGACAGUACAGUUGCUGGGUGAUCGUGUGUGAUGGUGGUGAGUGCGAAAAGGACCAUGAACGUGUGUAUGCCUCCCACAUCUAUUUUGCAGACAAGGACAACCUCUUUGUCCCAUCGGACAUCCACUUCCAGAUUGUGUACCUGCGCCCAGACAAGCCGGCCGUGGUACCGUGUCGCGUGACCACUCCGCAGGCCAAGGUGUCGCUGCACAGAGAAGUGCCGCCUGAGGAGAUCCCAACCAAUGAGACCUUGGUGAACUAUGACCCCGCCAAGGGUUUUGUCCUGCAGACACCUGACCACGAGUAUCAGGGGGUGUUCUACUGCAAGGCUGUAGGCAAAGGAACACCGCAGAUCUCCACCAAAUACCAGCUGCUCUAUGUAGAGGUCCCCAGCAGUCCACCAUUCGUGAGCCUGAAGGCUUCUUCUGAGCAGGCGAGCGGCGGCGACAAUGUCAACGUGACCUGCAGUGUGAUAGGGGAGCCGGACGUCGACGUAAGCUUCACCUGGUCUUUUCCCGGGCAGGGCCAGCGUCCCGUUCACACCCAAACCUCAUGGAGGCUCGUCAAUCGAGGGCGGGGUCAAACGACACGUAUCACACAAAGCGUUCUCAGCGUUGACGACAUGGAGACCAUUGAUUUUGGAAAGUACAUCUGCAAAGCCAAGAACCAGCAUGGCGAGACACUUGUCAUGACUAGCAUCAUGUCCAAAUAGCUUUUCUCUUUAAAGGGAAAGUCAACACCCAAAUUUUCUUUGUAAUAUGUUCUCUCCAACUGAUUGAAUCACAUUAUUUUGAUAAAUGUUUCGUUUGUGGAAUCUGAAUAAACACCAGUUUUCUGAAGCUGA
Messenger RNA from Syngnathus acus (greater pipefish), 1397 nucleotides. RefSeq names its product platelet-derived growth factor receptor-like (gene pdgfrl). NCBI's taxonomy places the organism in Eukaryota, Metazoa, Chordata, Actinopteri, Syngnathiformes, Syngnathidae. The record is from RefSeq and is a predicted model, not a curated record. The transcript has 6 exons. The coding region runs from base 165 to 1265 and encodes 366 amino acids.